Hyaloperonospora brassicae is the source of this 1638-nucleotide messenger RNA. The record is from the annotation of a GenBank genome assembly. Lineage: Eukaryota; Oomycota; Peronosporomycetes; Peronosporales; Peronosporaceae.
AUGAAGGCGGCGCAGGAGCUCGAGGUGGCCGUGCCUGUCGGGCUUGUGGUCCUUUUGCUCGUGUUUGUCUGCGUGGCGCUCUUGUGUCACGGCGUGAACCCUCUCCGCGUGCUGCGGUCGUCUUUCAAAGUGCCUCGACGCGCACAUGGCACGCUCUCGGGCUCAGACGGAGAGCGCGAGGCGCUGCUCGCAGUGGACCGUAAAACCCGGGUCCGAUAUACCGGUAAAGUGCCGCUGUAUACCGACACGAUCGCAGAGCUGGCGAGGUGCGAGACCCCGCGCGAGAUCGAAGCGUUCAUUAAGGUGAUCAAUGUCCACCGGCUGCUGAACUCGAGCGUCAAAGCGCAGCACUUUGCGCAGUUUUGCAGCUCGCGCUUGGAGCUGUCGGCUCUGAGUGUGGCUACGCUCGCGACGAUCAUUUUGUCGCUGCAGAAGUUUGCAGCUGAGCCGAUCGUCGUCACGUGUGUCCGGGGCUGUUUCUGUGCCAAGCGAGACGUGGCGUGUUUGCAGCUCAAGGACGAGGUGGACGCCAAGUUUCCCAUGUUCGACUUGAUCUACCACCGCAUCCGGUCCGACGUGGACCGAGAAGCGAUUUUGACCCAUUUUGAGACGGAGGCGAUAGCACUGCGGACGUCUUCGACGUUUUUCGUUCCAAUGAAGCUGCUGUGCGAUAUCGACGAUACGAUGCUGGCUGCUCUCUUUGACACGCGGUAUCCAGAGCUGACAGUGUACCCAGGUGUCCACCAGUUCGCUCAGGAAUUGCUUCGGCGGUCAGCGUCGAACUCUACGAAUGGUGUUGACGACGACCACAGCGAUAGUUGCGAAGACCUCGAAAGCGGCAGGUCCAGGGAAUGCAAAACCGUGCAACGCGUGGCCUUCCUCACUGCCAGGCCUGAGUUUUUGCGCAAACGGUCAUUGCAAGAGCUCCGAGCAUGCGGCUUCCAGCACUUUACUCUCUUGAUGGGCCGUUUUACAAGCAUGUGGGGCUCGCAACGCAUUGCGUCAGGAAAGCUUCGGAACUUUGUGCGGUACAAGCGAGUCUUUGCCGAGCACCAGUUUGUCUUUGUCGGCGACAAUGGUCAGGGCGAUAUUGAUCUUGGCAAGGAGCUGCUAAGGAGUCCCCAUCUGUACGCUGUGUCCGCCGUGCUGAUUCACGACGUGAUUCGCAAUCAUGCCAUGAGCAAAGCGCUGAGCCAGCACUGCUAUCGAGGUAUCGAGUGCAAUCAGAGCGGCAUUCACUCCUUCCGCACGUACAUUGGUGCGAGUUUCCACCUUUAUGCGAUUGGCCUCCUACCGCUGGCCGCGGUCAUCCGCGUGGUGGAAAAAACGGCGCUGGCGUACGCGGCCAUCGUGUUCGACACGCGCGACCAGAAGCAGAACCUUGCGCAAGAGAUCCUGUUUGACGUGGCCGCUGUAGUGAACGAGCUGCCUGAUCAGCAGGCCAUGGCACUGGUGUCCUCGCUUCACGACGACAUUGUGGACAAGGGAGACGACAGCGAGCCAAACGGUAGUGUCGAGCGGAAGCAGUUCCGACUGACGCGGGAGGAGCAGCUUCAACAGCGACUAGAGGCCGUACGAAAAAGCGCUGCGCACCUCUCGCGGUCGCCGUCUCAUGGUUUGUAUAAAGCAGAAAGCUAA